Molecule: messenger RNA, 2028 nt
Organism: Paramisgurnus dabryanus
Lineage: Eukaryota; Metazoa; Chordata; Actinopteri; Cypriniformes; Cobitidae
Product: sialidase-1-like
Biological process (GO): ganglioside catabolic process; oligosaccharide catabolic process
Cellular component (GO): intracellular membrane-bounded organelle; cytoplasm; membrane
Molecular function (GO): exo-alpha-sialidase activity
Source: RefSeq, a predicted model, not a curated record
GUCUCUCAUGUGCUUUGACUGUGUGCCAAAGAUAUGACCGCACACAAUCGUGUCUGGGAUGUAAAACUUGUUUGUGCUUUUUUCGACAUGCUCAUUUAGACAUAACACUGUUUCUCUUUUACGUGGAGGAAUUCUCCUUUUUCAAUAUGAAGAGGACUAGAUUCAUUUUGGGAAACCUUGACUUUACUGAACUUACUGUGCUGGUUUUUCUGAUUGUGGACCUGACAAGCUUAGAUGCCGUCACGUUUAAUGUAAAGAAUACACAGAUUGACCCUAUUGUCAUGGAUGAGCAGAUCCUCUGGAUUGGAGGUGGGGCGGGUGCGGUACACACAUACAGGAUUCCUCUACUCACAUCCACUCCUUUGGGAAGUCUACUGGCUUUUGCAGAAGCCCGGAAGACAUCUUCCACAGAUAUGACGGCCAAGUUUAUAGCUGUACGCCGCUCUACAGACAAAGGAGCAACCUGGUCACCAACAUCUUUCAUAGCUGACGACGGCUCACAGACCGACGGGGUGAAUCUGGGUUCAGUUGUAGUGGAUGAAGAGACUGGAGCAGUGAUACUCAUUUACUCUCUGUGCUUUUACCGCUAUCACUGCAGCCCUCCUCAGACCAUGAUGACUGAAAGCCUGGAUGAUGGCCUGACCUGGAGCGCCCCACGAAACCUCAAUCCACAACUGGGGAUCCACAGUUUUAUCCCUGGUCCGGGCUUUGGAAUACAGAAGCGUCAUCCCCCUGCUGUUGGUCGUCUCGUGGUGUGUGGUCAUGGUACUUUAGCUGGUGAUGGGGUCUUCUGCAUCCUCAGCGAUGAUCAUGGACGUACGUGGAGAAAUGGAGCUGCGCUAAAGAGCAUCCCUUACAACCAGAAUAAGCUAAAUCUAGAUUUCAACCCAGAUGAAUGUCAGCCCGUUGAACUAGACGAUGGAUCUAUAUACAUCAGCGUGCGUAACCAGAACCACUAUCACUGCCGCUGUCGCAUGGUUGUGCGCAGUCUGGACGGAGGCGAAUCUCUGCCUGUGGAGGAGCUGGUGUUUGAUACCACACUGGUGGAUUCUGCGGUUGCAGCUGGAGCUUUACAGAAAGAGGGAGUGCUGUACUUUACCAAUCCUGCCAAUACACAUAGUAGAGUUAACCUCACCCUUCGCUGGUCUCUGGAUUAUGGAAAAUCAUGGAUGAACAAUACUUUUAAGAUUUGGGAAGGGCCAAGUGGAUACUCCUGUAUAGCAUCACUUAAAGGCAAUGAAACUGAGGAUCACAUCUAUGUUAUUUAUGAAAAAGGCCAGAAAGACUAUGCUGAGACCGUCUCUUUUUUGAAAAUCCAUCUGCACCGUGGACUGUAAAUGAUACAGUUCUUAUGGUGGAAAUUAUAAACUGUAUUCUUGUGCUGUUCACAAUUAUAUGUAUGCCAGUAUAGUAUAUAGUGUUUUUUACUGACUUGAAUUAUGACUGUUGAUAAUGAUAUAAUACAUUAUGAUGAGUAAAUAUUUUUUUAAAUGACUUUUUUAAAUCUAUAAGAUGUUUUCUUUCUAUGGGUUGCAGAUUUCAACAAUUAAGUUAUAAUUACGUUUUAGUGACUUUAAUUUCAAUAAAGCUGUUUUUUAAUGAACAGAUAAUAAUGUUAUCUUAAAUUGUGUCAAAAAACUGUAAAACAUAAACUGUAACUGACUGUCAUAUAACACUCUGAACGACCGCAUCAGAUGCCAUUUAUCAUUGUUGAUUGGCCGAGGUGCUGCACGCCAAGUUGACUGGUAUGGAUUAUGGUAGAAUAAACAAGUUUGAUAUCUCCCUAAUUAAAGUAUUUCUGAUCAAUCUUACUAUAAAUCUGUAUUGGGGGUCUGGAAUUUUUUUAAUAUAGUCUUUUAUGCCCAGAUGGGGAAAUCUGUUUGAUAUACACAUACAUUAAAACUGUUUUGACAUUUUUUUCUUUAUUCUUUGAAAUGUAUUACACUCUAAAAACUAUUUGUUGAGUGAAGAACCAUUACUUAUUAAAAGGACAUUAAACUUUUUUUUGAAAAUAUUCAUUUCACACUC